CGUCUACCAAAUCAUGUGUUCCACGUGCUACAAUAGAUAAUACUAAAUAUUAAAUCAAACACUUAAAAAAAAGGACGUACGAGUAAAACUGGAAUUCUGUUAUUUGUUCAGAGUGAACUCUUAUAAUUCUAGCUUCACUAGGAUUCAAAAUUUGUCUCUCUCUCUCUCUCUUUAUUUAUAUAUACUACGUCGUCUCCAAUUUUCACAACACUUGAUCGAUAUACAGCCCAUAAGAAAACCAAUAUUCACAGCAUUGAUCGAUCUACAACCAAUAAAUAAAUGGGAUGCGAGUUUCGGUACGUGAAUGAGUUGCCCGUGGGCUAUCGAUUCCGACCGAACGACGACGAACUCAUGGAGUAUUACUUGGGGAAUAAAGUGCUGGAUAAACCUGUGCCUGGUAAAGGUGUGAAGACUAUUGAUGCCGACGAGUUCUACAAAGAUCCUCCUCACAUUAUUGUAAAAAAGUACAACCCUCUGUCGGAAAUAGGCGAAAGAGAAUGGUAUUUCUUCGUUCGGCAUGUAAAGAAAACGGCGAACAAACAACAGGAAGGUAAAAAGGAAGAGAUUGUUGACGAUGAAAACAAACGCGUUUUGCUUGAGCAGAAGAAAGAAAACCAAGAGAAUAAUGCAAUUACUGUUUUGCUUGAGCAGAAUGAAAAAAACCAAGAGAAGGAAGAGAUUGUUGACGAUGAAAACAAACGCGUUUUACUCGAGCAGAUCAAAAAAAACCAAGAGAAUAAUGCAACUGUUUUGCUUGAGCAGAACGAAAAAAACCAAGAGAAGGAAGAGAUUGUUGACAAUGAAAACAAACGAGUUUUACUCGAGCAGAACAAAAAAGACCAAGAGACUAAAGCAACUGUUUUGCUCGAGGGGAGCAAAAAAAACCAAGAGAAUAAUAAAGCAACUGUUUUGCUUCAGGGGAGCAAAAAAAACCAAGAGAAUAAAGCAACUGUUUCGCUCGAGGGGAGCAAAACAAGCCAAGAGAAUAAAGCAACUUUUUUGCUCGACGGGAGCAAAAAAAACCAAGAGAAUAAAGCAACGAUUGACGAAGAAAACAAAAACGUUCGAAGGGUUGGAGAUAGGAUUGGAUAUUGGAAAUCAACUGGAAUAAAAGAGUACAUAAUAAAUGGUGACAAUAACAAAGUUUUUGCAUUCAAGAUUCAUUUUACCUUUUACAAAGGUAUCGGCAAGAUAACUCCUUGGACGAUGGACGAAUACCAUUUCUUGAAGUCACCGAAUCAAGAAAAUCAAAGGAUGGAUGAAUGGGUGUUGAUAAAAAUCAUGAGAGGAAAAGAUUACAACAAAUGCUGUUAGUUUAUCAUAGUUUUCGUUUCUUAUUGCGCACUCCCGUGCACCGGAUAGUUUAUCGAUAGUUUAUCGGAGUCGA
Messenger RNA from Erythranthe guttata (spotted monkey flower), 1387 nucleotides. RefSeq lists its product as uncharacterized. NCBI's taxonomy places the organism in Eukaryota, Viridiplantae, Streptophyta, Magnoliopsida, Lamiales, Phrymaceae. Gene Ontology annotation, biological process: regulation of DNA-templated transcription; system development. The record is from RefSeq and is a predicted model, not a curated record. Gene Ontology annotation, molecular function: DNA binding.